AAAGAAAGUGUAGCAAUACAAAGAAAACAUAAAACGAGAACAACAAAAGUAACUACAACAACAACAAUACCAGCAGAAAGUACGCACAGGAAGCAAGCUAAAAGCCAAAGCGUCAACAACAGCAACAACAACAGAAACAACAACAACAGGAACAACAACGCAAAACGCAUACAAAUGUCAGCGAUAAUAGCGACCUGCGCUGGCAGCGCUGCCAGGAGGGACAGCCGCCACUGUGUUUGUGACGUCAGCGCGCUGCUGGCUGCUGCUUAAGCUCUCAACGUCCCAGCGUCCAUUGACAUUUCAAUUUAAAUAACACGAUAAAACAGCAACAGCAAUAACAACAACAACAACAACAACAACAACUAGUGCAGCGUCGAUUUAACAACACGAACAACUAAAACCGCACCAUGGAGGAUGUUGGCGCUGCAACUUCGGCCACAAAGAAGAGCUCCACCACCCUGUCCGUGGAUCGUGCCGCAUUUCUCCUGCUGCGCGUGAAAAAGGCGUUCAAGAAGAAACGACAGCAGCGCAAGGACCGACAGGCCCAGCAGCAGAACGCCGGCGGCAGCGGCGUGGCCAGCUGCGUUGGGGGCAGCGGCCAACAAUCACGCAGCGGCAGCCGUAAAUUGCCGCCGCCAUUGUUACGAUCGCGCACCCUGCCCGCCAUCAUUGUGCCAGGACUUCCGGUUGUCUCGCUGCACACGGAUAAACAAACAUUUCAUUUGGACUGCAAAAGCCGCAGCGGCAGCGCCAGUGGCCAUCGCUGGUCUCUGCUUACACGGGGCGCGGUUGGCGCUGGCAGCAGCAGCAGCAGCCACAACAACAACAACACCAAUUUGACCAACAACAACAACAACACACUCAUGGUGAAAUCAUUGAAUUUGCCAAAGGAUGAUUGCACGCUGAUUUACCGUCGCAAAUCGUCGGGCAGCUCGCCGCACGCACAUGCCGCACACGCAGCGAUGCAACAGCAUGUGGCACAGCAACAUUUGCAUCUGUAUCAGCAACAUGUUGCCGAUAGUUCAAUGUAUCAGCUGUCGGAUGAUUUCGAGUGCCAUGCGGAUGGUUCGCUUCUGCUCAGAAUACCCGCGCCGCAUCCCGUGGCGCCGUCCCGCGGCUAUUCACAUCGACUGGGAGGCAAAAAACGUGCCACCGCAUGCUCGGAGGCAACAACACCGCUGUCCAGGGAGCACCAGCAUCCGCACCAGCAACUGCACGACUUUGCCAUGGCGGAGAGCAGCGGCGGCUCGGGUGGCGGGCAUACGACCUUCACGCGGCUGGCCAAAUUGCUGCAUCAAUCAAGAUCCAAUCUGCUGCCUCCACCGCCGAUGUUGCACGGCGACAAUUUCUUUAUGGAGGCGCCACAGGGCAAUAGGAAUACGGAGCUGGGCCUGGGCGAGGAGGCGCCGCGUCGUUUGUCCUGGGAAAGGCGCAAGGACAGCAGCGCGUUGCAGCGCUCGGCCAGCAUUGAUUCCUUUGCGGAGAUUGUGUUUAGCGACCUGCCACGCCCCACUCUGGCCGUCCCAUGCAAUGUGGCAGCGUCAGCAGCAGCAGCAGCAGCAGCGCCCACACCGUUCAGCAAACGGCCCUCGGCCAGCAGCUUGUAUUCCACGUGCAGCAGCAUUGCCGCCGCAACAGCCGCCUCCGGGCAAAUGCACGCCCAGCUGAAUGUCAAUUACGGCGACCUGGCGGCACAUCCUCAGCCCGGCAAUUGCAGCAGCAGCAGCAGCGCCGCCAACAGCCGUCGCGAGAGCAUGCUGAGUCCGUCCUCAACGCGACGCAACAAGCUGACCAGAAUCAUUAAUGCUCUCUUCUCCGCCGUGGAGCACGGACAUCUGGAUAAGGCUCGCACCAUACUCGAAUCCACCGACGUGGAUGUCAACAGCAUCAAUACGGAUGGACUCUCAGCGCUGGAUGUGGCUGUGCUGAGCAACAAUCGCUCCAUGACCAAAAUGCUGCUGCAGCAUGGCGCCCUGGAGGGUACCCAAUUUUCCGUGGACAGCAUUGGCACCAAGCUGAACGGCCUGCUCAAGGACGCCGAGUCACGCAUACACGAUCUCAGCGGACCGGAUGGACUGUGUGCGCCCGUCUUUACAUCGCGACCCUCCAUAUCCAGCAUUAUAAUUGGCAAUACGGGCUCCUCGGUCACCGGCUGCACGGGCAACGAGGUGGACAAACAGAUUGGCAUUUGGGAGCGACGCGUCAAGGGACUGCGCCGUAUGCUUCUUGGUUGGGACCAGGCGCGACCCCCAGAUGCACCCGCCUCUGUUGUAGUCGAUGUAACCGGCGACAAUUCCAUCAGCUUGCAAAUACUCGAACCCUUUGAGGGCGCCAUCGGCACCAAAUUCAAAGUUCAAUGGUCAACACGCGCCGACUUCAACAAUGUGGUCGGCGAGCGGGAACUGCUCGAGUGGAUUAGUUUCCAUGGCACCAUGGGCGCCCAGUGCCACAUAGCUGGCCUCACUCAGGGCCGCCGCUACUUCCUGCGCGCCGCCUGCGGCAAUGUCAAGGGUUGGGGCGCCUAUCGCAACUCGGUGCCCGCCAGCGUUGUGCCCUCAACCUGGCGUGACUUGGAUAAUCGGGAGGAUCGUUUCUAUGGCCGCCAAUGCAUAUUGGACAAUCUGUUUACGGCCGUACGUUUAGCUCGACCCGCAGAUGUUUCAGAGCUAACGCUCGAUCCGUGCAGCGUGCAGCGUCGCAAUCCGAAGAAAAAGACAACCAUCAAGCAGCUUUUUUCGGUCACCUCCAAGUUCCAAAAGACGUUGCGACGCGGCAUCUACUUCUCGUGCAUUGUGCACUGCGAUGACAAGGUGCUGGUCACCAGCGAGGACUUUCCGCCUGUCAUUGAGAUCGAUGAAUCAUAUCCGAGUGCAUUGCACAUGGACUACUAUUGGCUAAUGAAGGUUGCCUGCACUUGGGAAGAUGUGAAAUCGUUGCGCACAGACAUGGAACGGAAUCUGACCUCGCCAGUACACUUUCGCACCAAACUCCUGUCGGCCGUCUGCCAGAUGCAGUCGGCGCUGGGCAUCAACGAUCUUGGCCAGCUCUAUUAUAAACCCCUCCGAGAUGCACAGGGCACCGUGGUGCUCACCUGCAUUCAAUCGGUGAAGAGCCAGAAGGCUGUCUCCAUCAUCAAUUCACGCUGGCUGCCGGUCAGCAAGCUCCAGAAGAAGCUGGGUGCCCUGCACGAGGAUUACACCAUCAACGAACUGCUCAUCUCGAGCAUUGGCGAACAGCUGCACUAUCAACAGGCAGCGCUCCAGCGACUAGAGCCGGGUCUCUAUUUGGGCUAUCUGAAGAUGCAGUGCUCCAUGGAUCAGAUACAGGUGGUUGUGCCGGUAAAGACACCCAAUGUGCUACCCCACUGUAAGGUGCGUGAGAACAGCCACAUUACGGCCGAGGAGUGGCAGGUGCUGCAUCGCACCGAGAACAAUCCGCUGCGACUGCCGCUCGACUUCAGUACACCAGGCGAUGGCAAUGGCAACAGUCCGGCAACCGAGGUGCAGCGUCUUUUCCUACACGAUCUCAGCAAUGCGAUGCACAAGCUGUUGGCCAGCAUGAGCAUCAAGGCAGCAGAUGCGGUCACGCAUCGCCUCUACGAUGUGGAGGUCAUAGAGCAUAGUCGCGAUAUAAGUUUCCUAAUAGUGUGCCCCUCGGUGGAGUCAUCAUGUGCCGUGCCCGGCCAGUCCGAGCUGCUGCUGCAGCGUGACGAUCUGGUCAGCCUGAGCAUACAGGCCUUCGAGAUGAUCCAUCUGCGCACCUAUCAGCCGGCCAUUGUGCAGAAAUAUGCACGACUCUCCUGUAUCCUGGAACUGGACACGGCGCUGGCCACGCACUCGCAUCGCGAGGCCUUUUCUAGCAGCGAACUGCAAGCCGCCAAGGAGCGUCUGGCCACACUGCAGGAACUGAGCACCAAUCUGACGCUGGUGUGGAAGAGCGUUCGCUGGCUAAUGGAUGUGGUGGCCUAUGCGCGUAAUAAGCAUGCCCAGCCGGCGCUGGCCAUGCGCGAAAUACUCGACUUUGCCCAGCUACGACACGAGGAAGGCGACGGCAAGCAGCUGCUACAGUUACCGCUGCGCGAGACCAGGUUCAGCAAGACAGGUCGCGGCAGCUGGCCCGGUCCGGGUUCCAACGAGGAUUGUAACAGGCAAAACAAGCCGGAACAUUCCAAAUCUGAAACGAAUUUGGGUCAGAGCGCCCAAACGCCAACGUCAGCGCAGGCCACGCUUCAAGACGAACGCGACAAGCAGCCGCAGCAGCAGCAACAACAACAGCAGCAGCAGCAGCAGCAGUUGCUCCAGGUGACGAGCAGUGAGUACGCCGCCUCCACUUGCUCGGAUGUCUCGCUGCGCAAGAACAGCGGCGACUCCGUGAGCUCCGCUUACACUGCGCGCAGCUUUUACUCUGCUGCGGACUCCGCCUCCGAUGGCAGCAGCAGCGUCUUUGCGCUGCCGCCCUCCCGUUCCGAUGACACGCUGGCGGAUGCACUGCGUCAUUCUCAGGCAGCAGCCGCCGCGCAGCGCAAACGCACCAGUUCCAACAUUGGACCCAUUUCCACGCCGCUUAUCACCGUGCACAGCUCCAGCUCGGCUCCUUAUCUGGCUGGCUCCAGUGUCUCGUUGCGCACGGGCAGUGGCGCCUUCGCCACGGAUCUGGAGCACAAGCCGCUGAAGCCUGCAGCGGAGUACAGGAUGAAGGCUGCCUCCAGCGCCAAUUUGCGCGAGGGCGGACUCUAUUUGAAGAGCUCACUGUCGGCACUGCAGCCGGAGCUGAGGCCGCUGGGCAGUAGCGAAGAGCCCGUGGCCAGCACCUCGAAGGCCUCCUCCACCAAGAGCCUGGCGCAACACAGCAGCGAGGAGGACACGGCCAGCUGUUCUAGCCUCAAUGCCGAGCAGAGCUCGACAGGAGCAGGCAUUAUUCAGGUCUACACCGCCUACAACACGGGCCUGGCCAGCGGCACCAGCCUCAAGCUGCACGUGACGCCCAAGACAACCGCCCGCGAGGUCAUCAACCUGGUCGUCAAACAGCUCAACAUGGCCGCCGUGCUGAAGGGCAGCAAGGGACCCAUCUAUAGCGCCGACAUGCUGGACAACUUUUGCCUCGUCGCCGUCAUUGGCGCCCGGGAGCGUUGUCUGCGCGACGACUUCAAGCCGCUCCAGCUGCAGAGUCCCUGGAAGAAGGGCCGCCUCUAUGUGCGGCAAAAGCAUGAGCUGCUGGCGGCCAUCGAGCAUUCCAAUCGCAAAUCCCAUUUGAUUUAAGAGCUGCUGAAAUAGCUCAAUUAGGCUGGACUGCACAGCUAGCAGGGCGGCUAACUAAGUCUCAACUCGUCUUUCCAAUUUGGUUUUUUAUGAGCAGCAAGAGGAACAAACGAAAUCAGGUCGAAUUUGCGUCAGAUUAUGCCGAUGUCUAACGAAUAGAAAAAUAUAUUUCCUGAAUAUAUAUUUCUAAACAAUAAUAACAGUCAUGUCGAUAUAGCCAAGUCCUUCUGUCCAUCUGCUUUUUUCCAAGCAAACCGUUCUCUCUGUUCAAAGGAAUCAAAAUACAAUAUUCCUUAGCUGCCGUAAGGCAUGUUCAAUCGAUUUUAUAUUCUCCGAUAUAAAUCUAUGUAUUUAUCAUGCGCUUCUCAAUUUAAUUUAAGUUUUAUCUUUAACUUUGAUUCAUAAAUUUUUUGAUGCCCAAAAUGUUGCUGAUUCUUUGGCAGACGUGAUGUUUAAAAAAUAUUUAGUUUUAUUCGUACAACCUUUCAAAACACUUUUUUUUGCUUGCUUUCUUCAUUUGAGAACGAGCUAAUAUCGAUUCUAAAACUUCUGAAAGAAACAAAAUUUAUGAACAUUUACCAAUAGAUAUUCCACUGCCCAUUUCCCCACAUUCCAUAACAGAUGUUUUCCUCAAAAUCUUGCAAAGAAUGUGAGAAGAGAAGCUAGAGUUUGAACCUAUAUAAAAGUUUCUCGCUGUAGAAAACCCGGCGCACGAAACAAACUGAGAAGCUGUAAACUGGAACGAGCGACGAUUUGACUUUGAACGUGCAGCCCUGAUAGCUUUAAAAUACCCUAGCAAUCAAAAAUGUACGCUACACACACACACACACCCACGACGCACACUCAUUUAAUUAUUAUUGUUGGCUUCUUGAUUUGGUUUUUGCUUUUCGGGGGGGCUCCACUGUGCCCAGCCAAGUUUGACGACCAAAUUCCCAAAUUAGACUGAAUUAAUUACAUAUGUAUGUUAGAGGAGGACAAAAGAUGAUGUUAUAUAUGAAAUUGUAAUGAAAUGGUAUUAUAUUUUAAAUAGUUAUACACACGCACACACACACACAAACACACACCAUGCGCAUACAUACAUACAUAUGUAUAUACGGCACAUAAAUUAAUUGUUGUUAGUUGUUUUAGAAGCUGGUUAAAGCGUAAGUGCAACAAAUUACACCAAUAUUAAAAUGCAUAUAGAUUAUAUAUAUAUAUAUCUAUGUUUUACAUAAUUAUAUGUAUUUUAUUGUAACAUAUACUAUAUUAUAUAUGUAUGUAUUUUUGUAGUUUAGCAAACAAAAUGUUUUGAUUGUAUUUUUGUGGCAAUUUUUUAGGCGCACGCAUUUUUUAAUAUAUCAAAUCUGAAUGUUGAAACGAACAAGAAAAUUAAUUUAAAAAUUAUAUUAAAAUGUCGGUAUAUAUGAAUAUAUAUAUAUAUGAAUAUAUAAAUGUAUGUAAAUGCAUUUUAAGUGAAAACUCUCUUGAUGUAUGUGUAUUGUAUGUGUUCUCUAUAAAUACAAUUAACAAUUCCAUUCGGAUUAUACAAAAUACUUAAGCAUAGUUUCUAGAUUGUAAAGCUGGCAUAUAGAAUGCGAAAUAUUUUUUAAAAAUAUACUGGCAUUAACUAAAUGUAGAAGAUAUGUAACAAAAUGAAAAGCAACUGAACAAAACAGAGUUAUUGAAAUUGCAUUGUUGUAUUUAUUAAAUGUAGUUUAUGCCGCGAAAUACCCUGUAAAAACGGGUGUGCCGCUUAAAGUUGUUUGCAACUAGUCCAGAAAUGUUUUGUGUUUAGCUAAGUACUUGGUUCUUGUACUAGUAAGUUCUGCAUGCCCCCUAGCUAUACGGCCGAAAUCAGCAUUAUGCAACUACAGUAAGCAUCCCAUAUGACAGAUAAAGUACUUUGUGUGAAUUUCAAAUAAGUGCGCUAUCUAAAUAUGCAAAGUGUUAAAUGUCUAUAACUAUAGUUAUAUGCAUAGUUACACUCCGUUAUUCUAUAUGUGUAUGUGUAAAUUAGCUGAAAGUUCUUCAGAUCUAUGUGUUAACUGUAAGCUAAAAUCUCUUCAAGUUUCUACCCUGACCUAUUCAAAAUGUUGUAGCUAGAGGAGUUCCGUACCGUAAAACAAACAACAGAUGGCAAAACUUAAGAGAAUUUAUUAUAAACCAAGAGUCCAUUAUAUUAAAUUAUGAAUCAUUUAAGAUGAGACUACGAUACGACCAACACAGCAAAUGUAUUGUGUACAAAUUUUUUGUAAAUAUUUAUUCAACAUUUUUUGAUAAAGUUUUUUAUCCUGGAUUAACCAAUCCCAAGGCACGAGGAACAGCAACGAACCUAGCUAGGAAUUAGCUUAAGCCACGAUCCCAAUCCCGAAUCCCAAAUACAGAGCUCAGUUCGGAUCUGACAUAAAUGAUUUAAAACAACGAAUUGAUUCGCAUUGAAUUGUGUUAGUUUAAUUAGUUGUAUUUGUUAUUUAGUGCGAAGAAUAAAACAAAAAUUAUUGUCAAAAAGAAAACAAAAUAACCGCCGUCCGUUCCCCAAAGAGAUCGUUUACAAGGUAUUAUUAUUAUUUUUCCAUUCGCAAUAUGAUGAGAAAUACAGUUUAUGACGCAAUCUAAUUGUAACUAAUCAAUUAAGGUGUUAAAGGUCGAAUACAAGUAAACUCUAUGGCACACAUGCAUACAUAUAUACAUAUACACAGUACAUCAUUAUAAUGUAUGAUAAAUGUUUAUUAGAAUAGCUGAAAUGUCUUUAGACUUCAAAAGGCGCAUAGUGCAAAUGCAUAUGUUGGCAAAAGUUCUUAUCAUAUGUAACUCCAUAAGUGAACUGCAUGUUAUUCUACUAAAAAGCCAAAAAAAAGAAAAAAAAAGCAAAAAAACAAAUCCUUAAAGAUUCCGUGUGUAUUUUUGGUGUCUGUUAACUAUGUACAAUUAAAAUGAAGAAACAGCCAUUAUAAAUAAUAUUUAAAAACUGUACUAAGGAAACACAAAAGAUGAUUUACUUGAGAGAUAUAUUAAAGAUCGCUAACGAAAUGUGAGUACAGAAGAAUAA
Molecule: messenger RNA, 8286 nt
Organism: Drosophila virilis
Lineage: Eukaryota; Metazoa; Arthropoda; Insecta; Diptera; Drosophilidae
Gene: wake
Product: wide awake
Biological process (GO): establishment of mitotic spindle orientation; regulation of establishment of bipolar cell polarity; signal transduction
Cellular component (GO): spindle
Molecular function (GO): protein binding
Source: RefSeq, a predicted model, not a curated record